Messenger RNA from Closterium sp. NIES-67, 5656 nucleotides. NCBI's taxonomy places the organism in Eukaryota, Viridiplantae, Streptophyta, Zygnematophyceae, Desmidiales, Closteriaceae. The record is from the annotation of a GenBank genome assembly.
CCAUGGGAGUUAUAUUGCAGUUUAGAGUCUGUUAGUUGAGCAACUUAGGGGGACGUGGUUUAUAUCAGCCCACAACCAACCAUCGGGCAUGCUCUUCCGCGUUCCGUGCCGGAUCUCAAAGUCCCUCCAUUGUCAUUCUGUUGUCAUUCGACCAGAAAGGUGGCCUGAAAAUGCAGGUAUCCGAAGCUGAGCCAUUCUUAUAUUACAAACGGUCUCGUGCAGUUCCAGCAUUUUUUGCUUCACAUAUUAGAUUCUUAGAACACAAUGCGUUAGAAGCUUAGCUUCUGCAUUUGUUUAUUUACACUCCUCGUCAUUAUCCUAUUAUUUAGCCAACAGCCAGCAGCCAGCAGCCAAUGGCGAUCUACAGCGACAAGCCUCUUUCCAUUCGCAUGGGCGAAGCAGCCAUAGACGCGUUCAGCGGCGCGCAGCCAGUCUCGCAAGUCCUCCGCUACUACCCCGAGCACGAGAUCGUCGCCAUCAGCAACGCGCGCGACGCUCGCGACGAGUCCCCUCCUCCUCUCCCCCCAGACCAUCUCCUACUCCCCGGCCGCUCCUACUUACUCGUUCCGAAGCUUAAGCCGAAACCGACCGGCGGCAUUGGCGCUGCGGGACUGCGAUUCCCGAAAAGUGCGUCGGUCGCCGCGGGAGAGACCCCUCGCGACGUGAGAGGCGGCGGAAAUGGCGGCGGGAUAGGCGGCGGGGAAGGCGGGGGGAACUACAGCAGCAUGCAGCGCGCUCUACGGAAAGCCGGGUCGCAGGCUUUUGAGCGCGUGGAUCCAUCAUCGCUAUCUCCGACAGAGGACCCGCCUGCCCCUCGCCCUUUCAAGCCCGCGGCUCUCCAGUCCGGCCGCCCCCCGACCCCUCCCACUCACCGCUCCUGCUACAGCUUCUCCUCCUCCCCCUCCCAUCCCCACCCCUCCUCCUCCCCUCCCUCACACCUCCCCUCCUCCUCCGCCUCGCCCCUCUCCCACCACCUCUCUGCUUCUGCCGGAAAGGACUCGGAUUCAGGAGAAAAACCAGCAGAAGCAGCAGGUGCCUCAGGUGAAAACGCAGGGUCGGGGCUGGAGCCCUGGAAUCAGCGCUCUGGUGGGGGUGGGGGACAGGCUGGGCUGUGGAGUGAGAUCUCUGCUUUUGACGCGGCUCACAAGCAGGUGUCAGCCGCCGGGCAGGGUGGGCCAUGGAGCCAGGUGUCUGCCGCCGGGCAGACUGACGUGUUUGUUGUGCGCCCUGCGUCGCCAUCCGAGCACUCGUUGACAGGAGAGGAGUUGGACGGUCACGAUGCUGGAUCUCCAGGAAGGGAUGGUCCUCAGCGGAGAUCACAGCAGAAGUUGCAGCAGCAGGAGCAGAGUCAGAACCACAGUCAGAAUCAGAAUCAUGAGAAACAUGAGAAUCAGGAGCAGCAGCAGCCGCAGCCCCAUCGAGUGCUCGUCCCUGUCAUCUUCCGCUCCCGCCGCGGCUCCUCCCUCCGCUUCCCCCGCUCCGCCUCCGCAUCCGAAGCCAUGGACGCCAGUUCCACCACCGCCACGACCACCGCCCAGCCCUCCGCCUCCCCACCUUCCCUCUCCCCCUUCCUCUCCCCCACCCAUCCCUCAUCCCACACAGACUCCCCGCUAACCGCCUCCUCCCCUUCGUCCGGAAACGCCAGGCUCUCUUCGAAGACGUCUUCUAAAUCUUCCUCCAUCCCCUCUAAGCAGCCCGCCUCUAAGCCGUCCUCUGAGUCCCCCCGGGAGCGCCACCGCGGCAGCUCCCUGCAGCGCAAGUUCUCCCGCACCACCAGCCUGGAAGGGGGAGGGGGAGGGGGAGGCUACGGCGUGGGGGGCGGAGGUGCAGGGGAAGGCAGUGCUGGGGGAGGUAGUACUGGGGGCGGCAGUACUGGGAAAGGAGGCGCUGAGAAAGGUGACGGCAGUGGAGAUGUGAGGAGACGAGAGAGGUCAGCCAUUCCUGGAUCGGGCGCAACUGGGGCAGGCACAACUGGGGGAGGAGGCGCCGGCCCAUAUUCGUCCUCCUCCUUGCCUCCUGUCCCUUCUCCCUCCGCCUCCCCUCUCUCUCGCUCACUCCAUGCCAGCCCCAACCCUAAAACCGGCCGCCCUUCGUCCCGAGAGGGUAGAGCUACGUCAGACCCCAACAACUUGCUAAGUGCUGCAGAAGCCACUGCGGCAGCUGCUGCUGGUGCUGGAGGUGGUGGUGGUUCUGGUACCAGCACUUACCGCCCAACCAGCCGCCCGUCUUCCCGAGAGGGGCGGUGUACCUCAGAUCCCAACAACCUGCUGAGCGCCGCUGAAGCUGCUGCCGCUGCUGCUGCCGCCAGCACAUACAGCAACAGCACUGGCUGCAGCAGUGGGGCGUUCUGCGGCACUGGCAGCAGCAGCAGCACCACUGGUACCACCAGCAGUAGCAGCAGCAGCAGGGGGGGUGGUAGGGUGCGCAGGGGAGCUCAUGUGAACAGUGUGAGCUAUGGAGGGGUGGGACUGGAUGGGUCGGCUGGGGACGGGGAUUACAGUCCGGAUCUGUGCUUUGCGAACAGCACAGGCGGUAACCGCAACAGCGGCGGUGAGACCCUUGACCCUCUUCGGGCCUCACACAAGGCAGACAAGACCGAAGCGACAGACAAGGCGGAUAAGGUGGAUAAGCCCAGCAAGUCUAGCAAGGCAGAGAAGCCAAUGAGGUCAGCAGGCAAGACAGAGGAGUCAGAGAAGUUUGACAAGUCAGGAAAGCCAAGCAAGGCAGGCCGGUCCGACAGCCAGAGGGCGCUCCUCCGUGCUGCGUCUCAGGGGAAGGAGAUCGAGCGCGCUGCGUUUAGCUGCAGCCCUGAAGCCAGGCUGGGCGGGAGGAGCCACACGGAAGGGAGGGAGGAGACGAGAGAGCGGAUGAGCGAGCGGAAAAAGGGGCGGGGGGGGAGUGUGGGUAGUGGUGGUGAUUUGGGCAGCUGUAGCCCUGAAGCUAGGCUGGGGGGAAGGAGCCACACGGAAGGAAGGGAGGGGAUGCGGGAGAGGGUGAAGGAGAGGAUGAGAGAGAGGAGGGGGAGUGUGGGUGAUGCCGAUGGGUUGGGCAGCUUCAGCCCUGAAGCCAAGCUUGGGGGGAGGAGCCAAACCGAGGGGAGGGAUGAGAUGAGGGAGAGGCAGAGGGAGCGGAUGAGAGAGAAGGGGGGAGUGGAGGGGGUUAGGUCACCCGGGCAUCCAAAGCAGAAGCAGCGAUCGCAGCCUCCGCCUCUGAAGUAUGGGCAUGACCCCCAGCAGCAACAGCAGUAUAGUCAUAGGCCUUCUGAGCAGCCACUGCAGCAGCAGCUGCAGGAGUGGCACUCUAGUCAAGAGGAGUCUGCAGACCACUGUUCACCUGGUGAUGAGGAGGAGGAGGAGGAGGGGGAACCCACCCACAUCAUCUCACAACACGCAGGAGAGCCUCACCCAGAUCAGCCUCCCUCAUCUGCGGCCUGUGAGGACUGGAGCCGCAGCUACAGCCUCGCCCCUUCUCUUGGCGACUCCUAUGGCAGCCCUGCUCCUCCCCAUGCCCUACACCCCUCCUCUGCUUCUCACACCUUUGAUGAUGCUGCUGAUGCUGCUGCUCAUUCCGCUUGCCUUGAUCCCUCCUUUGACGGUCUGCUCGCUCCAAACGCCGCCGACCCUUCCAGCAUCGGGUAUCAGUCGGAGCUUUCUGAACCACUUUCCAGCUUCCGGCUUGGUCCUGCCGACCCUGACCUUGCGAGCCCGAGGUUUGGUCCGGUGAAGAAGAAGGAGCAUUCUUCUGGACCUGGGCACCAGGUCCGGCAGGAGGAUUCCGAGCUGGGUAGCUCAGGUUCGGAACCAACAAGUCCGGAUACUGCGAGUGAGAGUGAAAACGUCAGAGGCAGAAGCAGAAGCAGGAGGGGUGGGAGCAGUGGCGAUAGUAGGAGCAGGAGCAGCAGCGGGAGCAGUGGUGAUAGUGAGAGCAGAGAACUACGCGAUGAACGAGAAAGUGAUUACAGCAGGAAGGCUGGCAAAGAAAGGAGAAGCAGUGACUCCAACCCUGGUCGUACCAGCAGAGAGGGUGUGAAAACUCGGAGAAAGAGCAUGGAAGGAGCAGCGGCUGCAGCUGUGGUCGAGUCUCAGGAGCAGCAGCCGAGCGUAAGUGCUGCGGCUGAUGUCACUCUGGCCCUCUGGUGCCUAAGAGAGUCUCUUAGCAUGCAGCAGCAGCAGGAGCAAGAGGAGAAACUCACCCGAGGAAGCAAGGGCGAAGGUACAACAGGAGGCGGGGGUGCUAGUGACGCCGGGGGGCAGAGCGGGCAGAGCAAGGGAGGGGAGGCGGAUCGGAACAGGAGCCCUCUGAGAAGGUUUCUUGGCGCCUUGUCGCUCGAUAUCUCCGCAGCUGACGUCCCCUCUGUGGCCGCUGUUCCUGCCCCUUUUGGUGGCCUUUAUGCCAGCGGCUUCCCCACUGACAGUGCCACAAAGGCGGAGGGUCGCAAGCAGGCACCUCUGGGGGAGGCUCGGGAGCAGAUGAAGGGGCAGACGGGGCACAAGCAUCAGCACCCGGCGCAGCAGCAGCACGUCCAGCAGCAGCAGCAGCAGCAGCAGCAGCAAGAGCAGCAUCAUGAGCAGCAGGAGGCGGGUCGAAACCGCAGCCCUAUGCGUCGGCUUCUCCGUGCGCUCUCCAUCGAAGCUUCCACUGAAGCUGCAGCUGUGGUCGCCGCUCUCCAGUCCUCCUCUGCCUCCUCUACUGCCCCCUCCACUACACCUCCCCCCUCCGCUCCCUCUGCCACCCGUGCAUCCUUUCGCUACCCCCGAUCCCAAUCCCUCACCACCAAAACCGCCAGUAGCAACAGCAGCAGCACUGCUGCAGCUGCUGCUGCUGCUGUUGCUGGUCGUAGCGGUGGUGGUGGUGAUGGUGGUGGCAGUGGUAACAGCGGUAAUAGCAGCAGCAGCAGCAGCAGCAGCAGCAAGAGUCGAGGUGGUGGUGGUGGUCAUAGUGGAAGCAGAAGCAGCAGCAGCAGUCACGGCCACAGUCGCAGCAGCAGUGCGAUACUCAGCCUAGGAACCAGCAGCAGCAGCAGCAAGUUCAAGAGGAGCAAAGAGGAGAAUGACGCUGAGCUAAAAGCAGCUCUCGAGGCCUUUAGGAAACGGGUGGAGAUGCUAAGUGACACGUGCCACUUAACUUAUGCUGCUAGUGUCGGUGUGCAAGGUUCGGGAGGAGGUGGAGGAAAGAAGGGGGGGACGUGGAAGCCUCGGCUUCCAGACGUGAAGGAGGUGGAUGCUCCCAAGGGCUCUCUAGGGGCCUCAUUGUCGUUUCAUAGCGAUAGGAGAAGGGCGUUGUCCGAUCAGCUUUCGCAGUGGAUCAAGUGAGGGGCGUGGAAGCCUAGACUUCCGGAUGUGAAGGUGGUGGAUGCUCCCAAGGAUCCAUAGCGGCUUCAUUAUCGUUUCAUGGUGACAGAAGGGGGCGUUGUCCGAUCAACUUUCUCAGUGGAUCAAGGGAGAUGUGGCAGUGAGGCAUAACGAUGGUAUUUGUGAAAGGUAGCUUUGAUACAAAUGCGCUCUAAGCCGAAUGUGUUCCCUCGGGUAUGGUUUGAUGCUAUGCUUGCUGCAAUGAUAGCACUCCAUAAAGAUGGAUGGACCUGCAGCUACGUAUACCGUAUUGAGCAGGUAGGGAAUCUCAUUUGUAAGGCACGCUUUGUUAAAGACUUUGAGGA